AGCACAAAAAUCAAUUGAACGUUUUGAGAACGAAAAUAACACCCGCCGAUACUAUACCAUAAAUAAAGUUCAAGAAAUCCACCCCUGCCCGCCGCCGCCUCUUCCUUCCGGCCGGUCUUCGUUUCGACAUCCAGGAAAUGGCUACCGCGGCGCGCCUCCUCCUCGUCGUGGUGCUUCUCUCCGCGGCGAUACCGAUCCCGUCCUUCGCGACAAGCUUCGUCGUCGGCGACAAGAGGCAUCGCUGGGCUCCCAACGUCAACUAUACAGACUGGGCGGACCGUCACCAGUUCCACGUCGGCGACUGGCUCGAAUUCAGGUACGAGAGGGACAGGUUCGAUGUGGUGCAGGUGAACGAGACGGCAUACGCGGCGUGCGACGCCAGCAGCCCCAUCCUCAGCUACAGCCGCGGCCACAACUUCGUCUUCCGGCUCAACCACACGGGCCGGUUCUACUUCAUCUGCAGCCGCGGCUACUGCUGGAGUGGCAUGAAGGUCUCCGUGCUCGUCCAGCCGCCGCCGCCGCCCCCGUCGCUGCCGCCGGCGUCCCACUCCCACGCGUCAAGCGCCAGUGCGCGUGUGCGGCCGGCGGCCGGGCUUUGGUGUGCGGCUCUCUCUACCUUGCUGGGCUGGGCGGUGCUCACGCCGCCGCUGUCGUUUCGGGUCUGGAGUUCUGGACGUCCAGGCGCGCACACGAGUCUAAACUCUAAAGCUGUUUGCUAAUGUACUACCCAUUUCUUCUUUUUUUAGUAUGGAAAUAAGAGUUCCGGCUUUAGCA
This is a messenger RNA of Zea mays, 774 nucleotides long. RefSeq names its product blue copper protein. Gene Ontology annotation, molecular function: electron transfer activity. NCBI's taxonomy places the organism in Eukaryota, Viridiplantae, Streptophyta, Magnoliopsida, Poales, Poaceae. The record is from RefSeq and is marked validated. Gene Ontology annotation, cellular component: plasma membrane.